This is a messenger RNA of Macaca mulatta (Rhesus monkey), 2943 nucleotides long. It is a transcript of the gene NR1H4, whose product is annotated as nuclear receptor subfamily 1 group H member 4. Gene Ontology annotation, biological process: cell differentiation; bile acid signaling pathway; negative regulation of transcription by RNA polymerase II. Lineage: Eukaryota; Metazoa; Chordata; Mammalia; Primates; Cercopithecidae. Gene Ontology annotation, molecular function: nuclear receptor activity; bile acid binding; zinc ion binding. The record is from RefSeq and is a predicted model, not a curated record. Gene Ontology annotation, cellular component: RNA polymerase II transcription regulator complex.
CCUCAUUCUGGGACUCUGCGGGUUUGUCUUGGGAAUCUCGAGGCUCUCCCAAGGUUCCUUUCUAUGUUUACAUCAUUUAGCAGGGAAGGAUUGUUAAUGACUAAUCUGUGUCCAUGAGGCACAGAGCCAAGGAAGAGAUGCUGCUGCUAGCCCGGAAGGCCGCCUGUGAUCAUGCACAGCACACUAGAACUCUCUCCUCCUCUUCACCUCAUUGUCUCCCUGACUUAUCCUAAUGCGAAAUUGGAUUCUGAGCAUUUGUAGCAAAAUUGCUGGAAUCUGGAGAGGAAGACUCGAUUCAGAAUCCUCCCAGGGCCUUGAAAGUCCAUCUCUGACCCAAAACAAUCCAAGGAGGUAGAAAACAUUGUGGAAGGAGUGAAAGAAGAAAAGAAGACCUAGAGACAUAGCUCAAAGUGAACACUGCUUCUCUUGGGUUCCUGGAUUUCUUCUGGACAUUUCCUCAAGAUGAAACUUCAGACACUUUGGAGUUUUUUUUGAAGGCCACCAUAAAGAAAGUGCAUUUCAAUUGAAAAAUUUGGAUGGGAUCAAAAAUGAAUCUCAUUGAACACUCCCAUUUGCCUACCACAGAUGAAUUUUCUUUUUCUGAAAAUUUAUUUGGAGAAGACUGCAACUUAAAGACAUUAAGGAAUUGCCAGCUGCACACAGAUUGUGUUUUAACAGAACAAGUGGCAGGUCCUCUGGGACAGAACCUGGAAGUGGAACCAUACUCUCAAUACAGCAAUGUUCAGUUUCCCCAAGUUCAACCACAGAUUUCCUCAUCAUCCUAUUAUUCCAACCUGGGUUUCUACCCCCAGCAGCCUGAAGAGUGGUACUCUCCUGGAAUAUAUGAACUCAGGCGAAUGCCAGCUGAGUCUCUCUACCAGGGAGAGACUGAGGUAGCAGAGAUGCCUGUAACAAAGAAGCCCCGCAUGGGCGCGUCAGCAGGGAGGAUCAAAGGGGAUGAGCUGUGUGUUGUUUGUGGAGACAGAGCGUCUGGAUACCACUAUAAUGCGCUGACCUGUGAGGGGUGCAAAGGUUUCUUCAGGAGAAGCAUCACCAAAAACGCCGUGUACAAGUGUAAAAACGGGGGCAACUGUGUGAUGGAUAUGUACAUGAGAAGAAAGUGUCAAGAGUGUCGACUAAGGAAAUGCAAAGAGAUGGGAAUGUUGGCUGAAUGUAUGUAUACAGGCUUGUUAACUGAAAUUCAGUGUAAAUCUAAGCGACUGAGAAAAAAUGUGAAGCAGCAUGCAGAUCAGACCAUGAAUGAAGACAGUCAAGGUCGUGACUUGCGACAAGUGACCUCGACAACCAAGUCAUGCAGGGAGAAAACUGAACUCACCCCAGAUCAACAGAAUCUUCUACAUUAUAUUAUGGAUUCAUAUAGCAAACAGAAGAUGCCUCAGGAAAUAACAAAUAAAAUUUUAAAAGAAGAAUUCAGUGCAGAAGAAAAUUUUCUCAUUUUAACGGAAAUGGCAACCAAUCAUGUACAAGUUCUUGUAGAAUUCACAAAAAAGCUACCAGGAUUUCAAACUUUGGACCAUGAAGACCAGAUUGCUUUGCUGAAAGGGUCUGCGGUUGAAGCUAUGUUCCUUCGUUCAGCUGAGAUUUUCAAUAAGAAACUUCCGUCUGGUCAUUCUGACCUAUUGGAAGAAAGAAUUCGAAAUAGUGGUAUCUCUGAUGAAUAUAUAACACCUAUGUUUAGUUUUUAUAAAAGUAUUGGGGAACUGAAAAUGACUCAAGAGGAGUAUGCUCUGCUUACAGCAAUUGUUAUCCUCUCUCCAGAUAGACAAUACAUAAAGGAUAGAGAGGCAGUAGAGAAGCUUCAGGAGCCACUUCUUGAUGUGCUACAAAAGUUGUGUAAGAUUCACCAACCUGAAAACCCUCAACACUUUGCCUGUCUCCUGGGUCGCCUGACUGAAUUACGGACAUUCAAUCAUCACCAUGCUGAGAUGCUGAUGUCAUGGAGAGUAAACGAUCACAAGUUUACCCCUCUUCUCUGUGAAAUCUGGGACGUGCAGUGAUGGGGAUCACAGGGGAGGGGUCUAGCUCCUUUUUCUCUCUUAUGAUAUUAAUCUGAAGUAUAACUUUUCUUUAUUUCACUUGUACCCAGUUUCACUCAAGAAAUCUUGAUAUUUAUGUUGUAAUUACAUGUAUAACUUCCAUAACUGUAAAUAUUGGGCUAGAUAGAAAGACUUUCUCUACAUUGUAUUUUAAAAGGCUCCAGGGAAUCCUGCAUUCUAAUUGGCAAGCCCUGUUUGCCCAAUCAAAUUGAUGGUUACUUCAAUUCUAUCUGUUGAACUAGGCAAAAUCUCAUUUUGCUCUUCAUCUUACCAUAUUGCUUAUAUUUUAUUAAAGAGUUGUAUUCAAUUUUGGCAAUAAAGCAAACAUAAUGGCAACAGGCUUUUCUUUGGGAACAAAGUUUGAUAAAUAUACAAACUCGUUUCUUUAAAUGUUGAAAGACAUCCUAUUGAAUCUGAGGGGAUAAUUUACAGAAAGAUACUGUCUUUCAUUACGUCAAUGGAACUUUUGUCAUCCCUGAAAAAGUCCUGGUGAAUUUGUAAUAGUCCUCUGAUCAUUUCCUUUUCUUUGAAGUUCAAAGAGAAUAGCAAACAGAAAAGUUAACAAUUUUCACAUAAAAUAUUCCCUCAAGCAAUCCUUUCUCCCAUAGUUAGUCUUGAGGCAGGAUUCACAAAUUCAGAGUAUGCAGCUAACUGCAGUGAUGGGACCUUCCCUUUCCUCUCUUGAAAGUGCUCCAUUGGCUUCAUUGUAUCCAAUCAUCUUUCUGUUUUGUUUUGCUUUUGAAAACAUUCCUACAGCUGGGUGCACAGCUGCUGUAUACUUCCCCCAAAGCAGGAAUUACUUCAUUUCCUUCCUUCAUUGUUACACUGUUGCAUUCUUCUCUCCAUUAUCCUUUGGUGAAUACAAUAAAACACCUUCUAUAAGUAA